Molecule: messenger RNA, 3251 nt
Organism: Myxocyprinus asiaticus (Chinese sucker)
Lineage: Eukaryota; Metazoa; Chordata; Actinopteri; Cypriniformes; Catostomidae
Gene: ccpg1
Product: cell cycle progression 1
Exons: 12
Coding region: 125-2707 (860 amino acids)
Cellular component (GO): membrane
Source: RefSeq, a predicted model, not a curated record
AUUGUCGUUCAUGAUGUUGAUGUUUUGAUUCAGUUGAAGAGGCGUGACUGUCGAUUUGCACAGAGGAUAUUUCCCUAUUAUAUUUCUUACGCUGCAGUUUACCUUUAAAACAGCUUGUUGAAAGAUGUCUGAAAGCUCCAGCGACACUGAAUCUUCCUGUGGAUGGACGGUCAUUAGUAAUGAGGGUUCAGAUAUUGAGACGCUGGGCCCUGAUAACAUUGGAGACUGUGAUGAAGGAGAGGUUAGCCAUGCACCGGACAUACCAGCCGCAGAAUGCGAAGAGGAAAGUCUGGUUGAGACUUCUCUGGAACUCACCUUGAGAGCGGAGGUGACUUCAGAGGUUGAACCCGCCAGAGAGACAGGAGAGGAUGUUGCUGGGGAAGACCAUGUGAUUCUUUGCUCCUCCAGUGAGAACUCUGACAUCAUCACACUGGGGAACACUCGGGAGGCAGAUAUUGACACAUGGGAGGAGCCUGUUGCUAAGGAGAUGGAGGAAACAGGAAGUGAAGAGCUCUAUCUUGGAACCUCAUCAAGCAGCCACUAUACCUUCAGAGAGGCAGAGACAAUGGAUUGGUGGAGGCGUGGAUGGGGAUUUUCCAGAACGCUGUGGGAAUAUGGCAGCCAGCUGCAGAGCUCUCUCUCUUUCUCAGUUUUCCCAGUGGAUCAGCCUGUGCAGAGAGACUCCAGUAACAGCAGCAGCGAGGAAGAUGAGGAUGAGAUGAAGAGCAGUCCUGUGGUGAGGAGACGCAGAAUGAGGUGGAGCACGACUGGCUCGGAGCCCGGAGACUCGCAUGAGCCGCAGAGGAGACAGGAGGUCCUUGAAGAGAUUCAGGCUCAUCCGGACCCCCGCGCUGCUCAUCAGUAUCAAGGCCAGAUCAGCGGCACUCUGAACAAAUGCAUCCUUCUUGCACUGCUCAUUGCCAUCAGUAUGGGAUUUGGACACUUCUACGGCACAGUACAGAUUCAGGAAAGGCAGAGGAUUGUGGAAAAGAGUCGUGUGAAUGAGCUGGAGGCACCGUGUAAGAGAGAGAUGGAUAUUGUCAGUAAGGAAGUGGUUGAGAAUCUAAAGGAAGAUCUAGAGGAAAAGCAGGAUAUGGUGCUGUCCCUCACAAGCAUUAUGGAUAAAAUAACUAAAGAAAACCAGCAUCUCCGAUUUAAACAGGAAGAGCUACAGGCACAAAGACAAAAUUUGUAUGACCAACUCUCACAAGCCAAGAGCGAGAUGGGGUCUCAGCAGAAGGAUUUGACCAUGGAAAACCAGCAACUUAAAAUCACUCUCGAGAAAGAGGAGGCGUCCCUCUUGGCUUUGCAGGAGGAACUGAGGUACCUACGUGGACAGAUUCGAGAGUUAGAGGAGAGAGGAGCUGGAACAGACUCGAUCUUGUCCGAAAACCAACGUUUGAAGGGCCAUUUGCAAGAGGAGAAGCAGAAAGUGCGUAGCUUCAUCAGCCAAAGGGAGGCGCUCAUGGCCGAGGCUCAGGUCCUACGGAAGGAGCUUGAUAAAGAACGAAAGGUUACGGACAAGCUGAAAGAGGAACUUGAGGAAAUGAGUCAGAAAGAGGAAGACGUGGAGGGAAAGACUGAUCCAGAGACCGAAGAACUCCAGGCUCGACUUCUGGAGCUCGAGAACAAGCUGAGAUUUGAGCAACAACGCUCAGAUCUUUGGGAGAGACUCUACGUAGAGUCAAAGGAGAAGAAAGCAAAAGGCGAUCAGGACGUAAAGACCAAGAUUCCGAAGGAUGGGAUGAUGGGAAAGGUGAAGGAAACGUUUGAUGCUGUCAAGAAUUCCACAAAAGAGUUUGUGCACCAUCACAAGGAGCAGAUCAAGAAGGCCAAAGAAGCAGUAAAGGAAAAUCUCAGGAAGUUUUCAGACUCUGUUAAGUCCACGUUCAGACACUUUAAAAACUCCGCCUCCAAUGUUUUCAAUAGGGGCGACGAAAAAAGGUUCCAAGAGAGGAAGGAUGCCAAACCUCAACGUCAGACAUUUCAGCAAGAUGGUUUUAAAGAACAGGGCAACAAACGUGCAGAAGACAUCCAUUGGCAGCCUCAAAAACCUUUACAUCGACACCCUCGCAAAUCAACCAUCGACUCUUUUCACAGCGAUAGCAACACACGCAAACCCGGCACUCAGAAAGAGCAAAGUCAGAAAAUGCCCCCCAAAGGGUGUUCAGGUGUUUUUGAUUGUGCUUAUCAGGAGUCUAUGAGUCUGUUCAAUAAGGCAAUGGACCCCAUCCGUGCGGAUGAGUUUAACGAACUCUUGCGAAGCUAUCUUCAGAAGGAGGUCGGCUAUUUCCGCCACUGGAGGGAGCUAGAGAGCUUCAUCAAUAAUUUCUUCCAUAAUGGCAUCUUUAUACACGACCAGAUGCUAUUUACAGACUUUGUUAGUAGUGUUGAGGAUUAUCUUGAGGAAAUAGAUGAAUAUCAUAGUCUCGAUGAUGACGUAUUCGAAGAUCUGGACGACUACAUCUACAGGCACAUAUUUGGAGAUACGUACUUAAAAUAUUUUGGGCCGAGUCGACCCUUUGAAGGGCCGGGGUCAAAGGGCAAGCCAUGCCGUCAUUGUCAGCGGCAAAAGAGGAAGCACCAGCAGCCACGCCCUCGGCCUCAGAGAGCCAAGAAAUGGAGCCAAUCAGGACGCUAUCCCAACCGACAGUUUGCUGAUGUCAAAAUAGAGCUUGGCCCUAUGCCCUUUGAUCCGAAAUACUAGAAGAAACAUUAAAUUUGUUCUAAUUUUUGGAGAUGGUUGAUGAAAUCUUUAGGUUCACAUUUUCUGUGAAAUUUGCACAAUGUAAUUGUUCUAAUGCUGGUUAAAUGAUUCUUUAUGUAUUUGCUCUCUUUCUGCACUAUGGUGACAGCAAAGUCUUAGCAUUUAAACAGCAAUUUUCUUGUAGCAAUUUAUAAUUAAUUAUAGGUCAUUUUUUGAGGAAGAUUUAUUUUUUAUUUUCUUCCCUGAGCAUGUUGAAAAAGUUGAGGAUUUAUAAGUAUUUGAAAUUGCUAUGAAUGUAUAACAAGUGGGACAAACUGCUUUGAUUGGGAUUAUUAACUAAAGCACUUUUUAUGGAUGCAUUUUACAAAAAAAAAAUAGUUUUCUAAACAAAACAAAAAAUCAAUCAUUGAGGACAUAAACAUGUUUCAGUUCUGUUAGGACCAAAUAACCAUUUAAAAUAAAUUAAAAUUAUAUUUUGUCAAAAGUGUGUCAGAAGUUCAGUAGAUUUAGGACGAAAAUUAAAACAUUGCUCUUGGUUAAAAUG